CUGUUUUAUAUACCUACCUAAUGAAUGGCAAAACUAAAUUUAUUUACAGUUAAAUUCAAAUUUAAAGUUAUGAAAUGUUUACAAGAACUUCAAAACUUUAAUAAUGGUCCUAAAAGGGUCCUGUGUUAAAAUUAACCAGGCGCUAUUGUAUAUUUUGGUUUGGAGUUCGUUGAUGUAUCAAGGUGACCUUUAUUUAUUCUCCAUCUACCUACUAUAGUUUUUGGAUGAGCAUGCUACAUCUACAAUGAGCCAUGAAAAUAAACAAUUAUUAUUAUGGUAAACUUAUGUCAACACUAUUGUGCUACCAGACGGCGUGCGCUGGCUGCAAGCAGGGCGACCGUCGGACGCGGGCGAGAAGCACGGUCGACUGUAGCAACGCAGCCCGUGCUGACGUCAACUGGAUCCUGCGCGACAGGGUCGUCGGCAACAAGUUCCCUAAGAAACCUGAUAAGCCGAUGUGCUUGUUCUUUUAUGCGCAUGUGGGUUUCCGCUACGACGUGGUGCGGGGGUGUGUCGGCGAACUCGAAGACGCCAUCACGGCCUGCGAGAGCAUGAAGGCACACGUGAGGAAGAACGACCGCUACAACUACGCCCGCUGCAACAUAUGCCGCGGUGACAGAUGCAAUAACACGAAUAGGGUUGUCACGCAUUAUGCGCUACUGUGGGUUUUGUUUGGGAUGUUGUGUUUGUGUCGUUAGGUGAAAAUUUGAACGGUGUUAUUAAUGUGAAAGUGUUGUUUUUGGAAUAAAAUUUUAUGAUGAUAUAGAGAA
Messenger RNA from Plutella xylostella (diamondback moth), 770 nucleotides. RefSeq lists its product as uncharacterized. Lineage: Eukaryota; Metazoa; Arthropoda; Insecta; Lepidoptera; Plutellidae. The record is from RefSeq and is a predicted model, not a curated record.